AUGCAUUCGAGCUACUUGCCUUCACUCCUUCUCGCCGCCGCUAUCGGCUUCGCGAAUGGGGUCAACUACAAUGGCAAGGAAAUGCCAGACUGCCCGGGAUGGUUCGUGCAGAAGGGCCAACCCGAGAACGACUACUGUUGCAUUACCAAUCAACGCCCUGCGGCCAUCUCGCUCACAAACAUUCCGACUUCGGGACCAGACAACUGUUACGCCAAAGUUCCAGUGACGGCCAGCGACUUCGGCGAGCGCGUGUCGAGCGCCAGCAAUGCAUUCUACAGCAAGACCGGUUCUGUGCAAUCCGCUCCUGCCACCGCCACCGCCAGCGCUACGAAGGCAGACCAGACGGGAUCCGGACACUCUGCCACAGCUGUGGUCGAGAACGGCGCGGCGAGGGACUUUGCGAGCGCCGGUGCUUUGGCUUUGGGCAUGGCGGCUUGGUUCGUGUAA
This is a messenger RNA of Hirsutella rhossiliensis, 447 nucleotides long. RefSeq lists its product as uncharacterized. The record is from RefSeq and is a predicted model, not a curated record. The transcript has a single exon. Lineage: Eukaryota; Fungi; Ascomycota; Sordariomycetes; Hypocreales; Ophiocordycipitaceae. Bases 1 to 447 code for a protein of 148 amino acids.